Molecule: messenger RNA, 4845 nt
Organism: Cylindrotheca closterium
Lineage: Eukaryota; Bacillariophyta; Bacillariophyceae; Bacillariales; Bacillariaceae
Source: the annotation of a GenBank genome assembly
AUGGAUAGCUCUAUAAUAGAAGAUGAACUGCCAUUUCAAUUGAGCGAAUUGAAACCUUCUGAUGAUAACGAUGAUGAGCCAUCUGAAUUCGGUGAUGACGAUGCGCUUCUUUCCGUAGCACCUGAUGGAUCCGAUGACAGGUACUCACAUAGCGGAACUCAAGAAAAAGGAUCACAAACUGGUACACAAACAAAGAGCUCACAAGAAGGCACACAGACAAUAAAUACGUCUACAAAUCGUUCAGGUUCCGACAGUCCAUCGGUUUCGGCUUCAGUUCUUACUGGAAUCAAGACCGCUGAAGUUCGAAAGUCUAAGAAUAUAGUUCCCAUCACUUCUCAACACCACAAGAACAGCAAUCUCAACCGAAAAUCAUUGGAACAUGUAUCGGAUUUCAGCCUCGACGGAUUGGUUGGUAGAGAUUCUGAAGUUUCUCAACUAAAGUCCUGUUUUGAUCGUAUGGUUGGUGAGGCGACCAAUAAUGCUGCUGAGAUAUAUUCCAACGGAGCUCCAUUGUCCUCUUCCAAGUUUUGCCUCUCCAACAAAGAAGUGGUGCUCAUAUCUGGGCCGGGCGGUAUGGGCAAAUCGAGGGUAGCCAGGACGCUCAAAGAUGAAUUAGGAGAAACUGGUGGAUUCUUUGCGGAAGGAAAGUUCGACAUGAAUUCGACGGACGAGCCCUAUUCUGCCAUUGCCAAUGCCUUUGGGAAAAUAUGUCAGCAUAUCAAGAACGAAACGCCGGAUGCCAUACCAACCAUUCGGCAGACGAUUGAGAAACAACUAGGGGAUGAAGUUCAACUUUUGGUGCAACUCAUUCCCGACCUUAGUGAUCUUCUAAAGGAUGAACACGAGUCGAUACGACACUCGAAUAUUGAUAUUACUGGCCUGGAGAAUGGACUGGAUAGGAUGCGGUAUGCCUUUCGAGUAUUGACCAGACUGUUCACCAAAGAAUGCACGCCAAUGGUUGUUUUCCUAGACGACCUGCAAUGGGCUGAUCUUUCGUCACUGCAGAUGCUUGAAUUUCUAACGACAGAUACACAGAAUCCUAAUCCGAUGAUGAUCCUAGGUUGCUAUCGAUCGGAGGAAGUGGACGAAAACAGUCUACUAUACAACAAGAUUGUCGCAAUGCGAAAGCAAAGGGACAGGCAUAGGUUCCUAAUGACAGAAAUUGAGGUUGGACCUUUUGAAUCUCACAACAUCGAAGAGGUAAUUACGAUGGCAGCACCAUGUGCCAAUCAAGAGGACUGUCGUAAACUUGCUGAACUCUGCCUCAAGAGAACACUUGGGAAUGUUUUCUUCGUGUUGGAGUUUUUGCGAAUGCUACAGCUGGAAGCACUUGUUCAAUAUGAUUUUUCUACGCGCAAAUGGAGCUGGGACUUGGCAAAGAUCGAAGAAGCCACUAUGUCCACAGCCAAUGUAGCGGUGCUGCUGAAAGAACGGAUGCGGAAGCUACCACAAGAAGUUCAAGCUUUCUUGCAGUGUUCGGCUUAUCUUGGAUCGACCUUUAGUGUUGCAAGCAUUACUGCCGUUUGGAAUACCUAUGGACGGCGAUUGACCGAAGGUGAAAUGCAAAAGGUACCAGCACUUUUGGAUACGAUUCUCGAGAAGGAUUUCGUUGAGAAGUAUGGCGCAAGGCAUUAUCGAUGGGUUCACGACAAGAUCCAAGAGGCUGCUUUGGACGUCAGGCCAAUUCGCGAAUCCUUUCAGCUUGAUAUCGGAACAUCAUUGUACUAUUCUUUAGACCCAGUGCACCUUGAAGAAGAUCUAUUUGCAGUCGUCGAUCUUAUCAAUGCGGGGAAUGUUAUGAAACGGCCAGAAUACGCAGAGGUGAACCUCAGAGCGGCCCAAAAGGCUAUGGCUGUCUCGGCGUAUACUGCUGCCUCAAAGUACGCAUCUCACGGUAUUGACUUGCUUGAAAAAAAUAAAUGGGUCGAGAGCCGCUCCCUGACAGUGAAGCUGUACACUAUCAGUGCCGAGACGGAGAUUGUUCUUGGAAACGCCGUAGUCGCGGAAGAACGCUGCGAGGAAGUACUGAGCCACGAGGCAGUGUCAGAUGCGGAAAAACUUCCUCUGAAACUGACAAAAGAAAGAAUAUUAUCAUCAGUGCAAAUGCAACUGGGUGCUGCCCGAGAUUAUUGCCUCGAAAUGUUGAAGGAACUUGGCUGCGUUCUGUUCCGCACAAAGCUAAUGAUUCCUGUACAAGCACUUCGCAAGUCUCUUGCGACCAUUAAAAAGCUUAAAGCUUUCCCCAAAGAAUCGUACGAUACCAUGGGCACGAUCCAAGAUCGAAAGCAGAAAGCUAUUGUCCACCUCUUGUCUCGGGUCAUGUACCUUUGCCUGGCCGAUGGAGACUUUAUGCUUUCGCAGCUUGCGACAUGCAAGAUGAUUGAUAUGACCUUUCAAUUUGGCAUUCACGAAGCGUCUGCAGCAUGUCUUUCUUCCCUCUCGUUACUCGUGGUUUCCAUUAAUCAUGAUUACGAGACUGGUUUUAGGUUUGCUGAAACGGCUUUGCAUUUGAUCGAAAGGUCUGGCAAUCUUCGAAAUGGAGAAACAAUCAUGAUUGCCUACACGUCUGCAAUGGCAUGGAAGAGACUUUUGGAAGAGAUCAAUCCUCAGUUCUUCGUUUCUUAUACUGAAGCCUUGCGUAUUGGCGAUACAGAAUAUGCACUUUGGGGUCUCAUGGCCCACGAUGUAUUCAUUCCUUAUCAGUUGGGGAGACCUUUGAACGACAUCCUAGAGGAUUGCCCAAACAUGAUGCUCCAGUGCGAAGAAGCCUCACAAUCCCUCCACAUCCUCUCAUUACGGGUAUACAAACAAAUGUUAUUGAUUUUGAAGACGAUGCCAUCAACUGCAACUCCCGAAUUGAAAGGUGAAGAGUUUAGCAUAGCCAAGAACCGCGAAGAAGAGGACAAGGCCAAUCUUCCAAAUAUUGUCUACUGCGAGGGUGAACUUCAUUUCUUCAGUGCCGAUCAUGAAGCAGCCGCUAAGAGGGCACUCAAGCUUGGCGAUAAUUUUGAAAGGUCUGUAGGCGCCAGCUUCAUGGUCUUUAUAGAAACAUACCACAGAGCGGCUUGCCUCUAUGCUGCUGCUAUCAAGACUAAUCAACGGAAGUACAAAGGCGCGGCCAAGAAACUGCGAAAUAGAAUGGACAAGUGGGAAAAGCGCGGAAAUCCAAAUGUAAUGUACUAUGUACAGCAUCUGAAUGCGGAACAAGCUGUGCUAGACAAGAGGUUUGACGAUGCUGACCAAUUGUACAAAGAUGCAAUUGAGACAGUGACGGCUUUAAAACAUCUACAUCAUGCCGGGUACAUUUGUGAGCGAUAUGCAAAUUUUCUGGAGCUAGAUCGAGUUCGGGAACCAUUGAGAUUGUCGUUCAACUCAUUCCUGAUCAGGAUACUGACUCCAUACAACAUGGGUAUGCCACAUCUGACAAGAAAGGCCUGCUUGCCGGGAAAUUCCGCAAAAUGGUGUCGUCUGAUGUCCAGCAGCAGCAGCAGCAGCAGCAGCAGCAGCAAUCACAAUGGGAUUCAGCACUUUAGCAGCAGCAGCAGUAGUGAUGGAUACGGCAAGAGAUUCAAAAAUCCGUCCCAACAAAAAUACUGGGCCUACAAUCGAGCUACUGGACGUCACCAGCGUCCCAUUUUCGUAGCGGCAACGAAGCAGCAUGUUGGAAAGACCACCACCAGUUUGGCGAUUAUGAGUGGACUCAAGAAAAGAUUCGAUAAGGUGGGAUUCAUCAAGCCAGUCGGACAGCAGCACGUGGCUGUUCCAUCCAGUAAAGGAUCUGACGAAAUGAUCCGUGUUGACAAGGAUGUGGUAUUGGUCCGAGAACAUUUCGGAUUGGAUCACAUCAAUUAUCAGGAUAUGUCUCCUGUGAUUGUCCCCCGAGGAUACACUCGGGAUUAUGUCGAUGGAAAGAUUAGUUUCGACGAUCAAGUAGAAGCAGUGGAAAGCAGUAUGGCCCAUAUUGCUGAGAAAUCAGAUGCUGUCUUGAUUGAGGGAACCGGCCAUUGCGCCGUUGGAAGUAUUGUUGGCUUGAACAAUGCAAAAGUUGCCAGUUUAUUGGGAGCUGACAUGGUAUUGAUUGCCAAUGGUGGAUUGGGAAAGGCGUUUGACGAAUUAGAGCUCAAUCGAAUUCUCUGCCAGCAUUAUGGUGUUCGUAUUGCUGGAGUCGUCAUCAACAAAGUCAUCCCCGAGAAAUAUGAACAGACCAAAAAGUACAUUGCAAAAGCUAUGAUGCAAACUUGGGGCAUUCCUCUCCUAGGAUGCAUCCCCGACCGGCCAUUCUUGGGGUGUCCAGCUCUGGCCGACUUGGAACGACUCUUUGGUACCAAACUCUUGUCAGGGGGCGAUCUAAGACUUCGACAUUACAACACAAGUGAUGUCAACAUUGUGACAACCUCGCUCACGAGAUUCUUGGAGAACCUCCGUCAGAAGCCGGCCCGGACCUUGUAUAUUUGCCACGUCACCAGAGAUGACCUGAUUGUUGGGUUCUUGGGAGAAUUUCAGCGAGCCAAGACAUCCACGAAGAGUGAUCGAAAGUUUGAAGCUGCACUAAUCGUUUGUGGCCGAGAGGGAAAGUACAGCUAUUCUAAAGAAGUGAUGGAAAUGAUUGAUGGCCAUCCCGAAUGCCCCAUCAUGGCAGUACAGAAGACGACACACGAAGCCCUCAAGGAAAUUCAUAACUUUACACCAAAGCUGAAUAUUGAUGAUACUAACAGGGUCCAAGUGGCAGUGAAUCAUUACGAGCCAUACAUUGACUUUGAAGAAUUGAUGAGACGAACAACGUCAAGCAAUUCCAGUUUCAACGAGCCUGGGGCGCCCAGCCUAGAAGAAAUAAUGCGGCUUUAA